Molecule: messenger RNA, 1017 nt
Organism: Hemisphaericaspora subhashii
Lineage: Eukaryota; Fungi; Ascomycota; Pichiomycetes; Serinales; Debaryomycetaceae
Exons: 1
Coding region: 1-1017 (338 amino acids)
Source: RefSeq, a predicted model, not a curated record
AUGUUACGCAGGACACGAUCAGAAGAAACAUUAGCCACCCUAGUCAAUCCCACCACCACAAACACCCCUCCUCCUCAUCAUGACAAUCUCAGCCCCACUAGCGACCAAAUAUCCCUCUUCACCACCCAAUCCGAAGAAACCCUAACCAAUAACCCCCAGAUCAAAAUCAUGAAUCAUCCACUCUCACAAUUCACAACCAUUCGAGAAAUCCCCAUCAUUCUGACUUUCUUACAUCCGGGAGUCAGUUUAUACAAGAGUGCUGAAUCUUUUGAAAGGAAUGAAUUGCCGAUCUUGAUUCGAGUACCGACGAAGAAAUUAAGUUUGUUUAGAUUGGGAUUAGGGGUGCCGUUUUUGAAUAUACAUAGAUAUAAUGCAGACAAGCAACGGGUGGAGUUUUGUAGGGCGUGGUUUAAGAUAUAUUCGACGAAUAUUACUUAUUAUAUAUUGGAAUUCCCGGGUUUAAAAGGUGGAGAUGGAAAUGGGAUGAAGGUGUAUUUGAUAAAUAAUAAUAGUCAUAAGCCGACGGUUGAUUUUGAGUAUUUGGAUAGUCAGUUCCGGGUAUUGGGAGUGACGGGGACGACGUCGACGUUUGGGACGAAUGGGUUGAUUAGGAUGUAUGUCAUGAAAUCUAGUGAGAAUUUGUUGACUCAUGAAGUAUCGAUAAAACCAGGUAGUGGGAGUGGGGGGAAUAAUAAUAAUAAGUUGAAUAUUGAUAAUAAAUUAUCUAGGAUCAUAAAUAAACAAGAUCGAUAUGCGAUAAAUGAAAUGAUUGGGAAUGAGACGCCGUUGAUAAGAUUACCAUUGGCGACAUAUGUAGAUAUGGGGAAUGUCAAGAUUAAGAAGAAUUUCAUUAAGAAUGGAGUUAUCAAAUUGUUUGAUUAUGAUGAGCAUGGUGCCAGGGGUGGAAGUGAUGAUAAUAUUAGUGAGGAGUGUUUGAUCUUGUGUUGUGUGAUGUUGGUAUUAAGAGAACAAGAGUAUAGGAAAUAUAAAGGAGAUAAGAAACCUCAAAUGGUGUAG